Erinaceus europaeus (western European hedgehog) is the source of this 10686-nucleotide messenger RNA. RefSeq names its product CDC42 binding protein kinase alpha (gene CDC42BPA). Gene Ontology annotation, cellular component: actomyosin; cytoplasm; cytoskeleton. The transcript is spliced from 39 exons. Gene Ontology annotation, molecular function: ATP binding; protein serine/threonine kinase activity. The record is from RefSeq and is a predicted model, not a curated record. Lineage: Eukaryota; Metazoa; Chordata; Mammalia; Eulipotyphla; Erinaceidae. Gene Ontology annotation, biological process: actomyosin structure organization; peptidyl-threonine phosphorylation. Bases 1184 to 6616 code for a protein of 1810 amino acids.
AGCCGGGCUGCCGCAGCCUCCGGUCUCCACACCCGCGGCACCAACCCCUCCUCCUGCGCCGCGGCCGCCUCCCUCCUCGCCGGGGAAAGAUGCCCUUAACACAGGGGUGUGAAGAAGACGGAGAAGUCGCUGCUGGAGCCGCCCGCGCCGCCGCCGCCUGCGUCCUCUGAAUCCAGAAGAGCACCCCCCCACACUUCGCCUGGGCGGCGGGCGGCCGCGCUGCGGGUGCAGGAAAGCCCGGGGUGUCCGCCCUGCGCGGCGCGGCCCAGGCCGGCGGGAGAGCGACCACCGACAUGGAGCGGGCUCGGCGGGCCGAGUAGCCGCAGCUCCCGGAGCCCCAGGCGCGAGCGCCGCGCGCUGCCCGCCGCCCGCGUCCCCAUCCCCGGCCGCACAGCCAAGCCAGGCCCUGGAGAAGCGGGGAGAAAAAUGAAGAGUUUCCAUCGGAAUCCGUUGGAAAUAGAACAAACUGCAAAGCCUUAAAAAAAAAAAAAAAAGCAGGAUCUGGGCCGGAGAAAGGAAAAGCCUCCUCGGGGCAGACUUGGCUUGCUCGGAGCCGGGGGGCUGCUUCAGGGACCUCGCCCUCUCCCUUCCCCGCCGGAGAAACAGCCGCGGAUGCAGGAUCCAAGUGGUGGCUGGAGGAUUUGCAGCCGAGUGUUGGGCUCUCCCUCCCCCUUAUAUACAUUCGGUCUUCUUUUCCCCCUCCGUUUCCGAUUUGCCUUCUUCCUGGGAAGUGAAUCGCUGAUGCACAUCGGACUUAAUUCAUUAAUGAUGCAACAGGAUUCGUUUCAGGAUUAUGUUGCACGAGUUGAAUUUUGAAUGAAGAAGAGUUUUUUUUUUUUUUUUUCAAAGAAGUGUCGACGCUUUGGCUCGCUGUACUUUUAAUUAUUUUAUUUAAAUAUAUGACUUAACUAUUAUUCUUUUAAAAUGCAUUAAAUAUAUAUAUAUUUUUAUGGUAACUGGCCCUCGAAAUAGAUGUAUAUGUGCGAAAUUGAGGACGCAUCGGUUAAGUGAGGCUGCUGCUGGUAUUGGAUGUUAAAUUCAACACUGGCGUUGAGUGACAGUUGUUUGAAGAACAAGUGGUUUAUUUUUCAAACCACGCCUUUGGACAUUUAGGCCCAAAUAGCCCUAGUGAAAAAAAUCGCAAUCAUUAUUUAAAGGAAAGCCAGCCGCAACUGAAGCAAACAUGUCUGGAGAAGUGCGUUUGAGGCAGUUGGAGCAGUUUAUUUUGGAUGGGCCCGCUCAGACCAAUGGGCAGUGCUUUAGCGUGGAGACCUUACUGGAUAUUCUCAUCUGCCUUUAUGAUGAAUGCAAUAAUUCUCCACUGAGAAGAGAGAAGAACAUUCUUGAAUACCUAGAAUGGGCUAAGCCAUUUACUUCUAAAGUGAAACAGAUGCGGUUACACAGAGAAGACUUUGAGAUAUUAAAGGUCAUAGGACGAGGCGCUUUUGGAGAGGUUGCUGUAGUAAAACUAAAAAAUGCAGAUAAGGUAUUUGCCAUGAAAAUAUUGAAUAAGUGGGAGAUGCUGAAACGAGCUGAGACAGCAUGUUUUCGUGAAGAAAGGGACGUACUAGUGAAUGGAGACAACAAGUGGAUCACAACUUUGCACUAUGCUUUCCAGGAUGACAAUAACUUAUACCUGGUUAUGGACUAUUAUGUUGGUGGUGAUCUGCUUACUCUGCUCAGCAAAUUUGAAGACAGAUUGCCUGAAGAUAUGGCUCGAUUUUACUUGGCUGAGAUGGUGAUAGCAAUUGACUCAGUUCAUCAACUGCAUUAUGUACACAGGGACAUCAAACCUGACAACAUAUUGAUGGAUAUGAAUGGACAUAUUCGGUUAGCAGAUUUUGGUUCUUGUCUGAAGCUGAUGGAAGAUGGAACGGUCCAGUCCUCAGUGGCAGUUGGGACUCCUGACUAUAUCUCCCCUGAAAUCCUUCAAGCCAUGGAAGAUGGAAAAGGCAGAUAUGGCCCUGAGUGUGACUGGUGGUCCUUGGGGGUCUGCAUGUACGAAAUGCUGUAUGGAGAAACUCCGUUUUAUGCAGAAUCUCUGGUGGAGACAUAUGGAAAAAUUAUGAAUCACAAAGAGAGGUUUCAGUUUCCAGCUCAAGUGACUGAUGUGUCUGAAAAUGCUAAAGAUCUCAUUCGAAGGCUUAUUUGCAGCAGAGAGCAUCGACUUGGUCAAAAUGGAAUAGAAGACUUCAAAAAACACCCAUUUUUCAGUGGGAUUGAUUGGGAAAAUAUUCAAAAUUGUGAAGCUCCCUAUAUUCCAGAAGUUAGUAGUCCAACAGAUACGUCGAAUUUUGAUGUAGAUGAUGAUUGUUUAAAGAAUUCUGAAACAAUGCCCCCACCAACACACACUGCGUUUUCUGGCCACCAUCUGCCAUUUGUUGGUUUUACAUAUACAAGCAGUUGUGUUCUCUCUGACCGGAGUUGUUUGAGAGUCACAGCUGGCCCUAAGUCCCUAGAUCUAGAUGUUAAUGUGCAGAGGACUCUGGAUAACACCUUAGCAACUGAAGCCUAUGAGAGAAGAAUUAAGCGCCUUGAGCAGGAAAAACUUGAGCUUAGUAGAAAGCUUCAAGAAUCAACACAAACUGUCCAAGCCCUACAACAUUCCUCAACUGAUGGUCCACUAACAGCAAGCAAAGAUUUAGAAAUAAAAAGCUUAAAAGAAGAAAUUGAAAACCUAAGGAAACAAGUAAGAGACUCCAGUCACUUGGAACAGAAACUAGAAGAAGCUAAUUCUGUGAGAGGUGAACUUGAUGAUGCUGUUAGACAAAUCAAAGGUUUUGAAAAACAAGUCAGAACACUGCAACAGGAAAGGGAAGAUCUAAAUAAGGAACUAGUCCAGGCUAGUGAGCGAUUAAAAAACCAAUCCAAAGAGCUGAAAGACGCACACUGUCAGAGGAAACUGGCCAUGCAGGAGUUCAUGGAGAUCAAUGAGCGGCUAACAGAAUUGCACACCCAAAAACAGAAACUUGCUCGCCAUGUCCGAGAUAAGGAAGAAGAGGUGGACCUGGUGAUGCAAAAAGUUGAAAGCUUAAGGCAAGAGCUGCGCAGAACAGAAAGAGCCAAAAAAGAGCUGGAAGUUCAUUCAGAAGCUGUAGCUGCGGAAGCAUCUAAAGACAGAAAAUUGCGUGAACAGAGCGAACAUUAUUCUAAGCAACUAGAAAAUGAAUUGGAGGGGCUAAAGCAAAAGCAAAUAAGUUACUCACCAGGCAUGUACAGCAUAGAGCACCAGCAAGAAAUAAGCAAACUAAAGACUGAUUUGGAAAAGAAAAGUAUCUUCUAUGAAGAAGAAUUGUCUAAAAGAGAAGGAAUACAUGCAAAUGAAAUUAAAAAUCUUAAGAAAGAACUGCAUGAUUCAGAAGGCCAGCAACUUGCUCUCAACAAAGAAAUCAUGAUUUUGAAAGACAAAUUGGAGAAAAACAGAAGAGAGAGUCAAAGUGAAAGAGAAGAAUUUGAAAAUGAGUUUAAGCAACAGUAUGAACGAGAAAAAGUGUUAUUAACUGAAGAAAAUAAAAAAUUAACAAAUGAACUUGAUAAGCUUACUACUUUGUAUGAGAACUUAAGUAUGCACAACCAGCGAUUAGAAGAAGAGGUGAAAGAUCUGGCAGACAAGAAAGAAUCAGUUGCACACUGGGAAGCUCAAAUCACAGAAAUAAUUCAGUGGGUCAGUGAUGAAAAAGAUGCACGAGGAUAUCUUCAGGCCUUAGCUUCUAAAAUGACUGAAGAGUUGGAAGCAUUAAGGAAUUCCAGCCUGGGGACACGAGGAACAGAUAUGCCCUGGAAAAUGCGUCGUUUUGCAAAACUGGAUAUGUCAGCUAGAUUGGAGUUGCAGUCAGCUCUAGAUGCAGAAAUAAGAGCCAAACAAGCCAUACAAGAAGAGCUGAACAAAGUCAAAGCUUCUAAUAUCAUAACUGAAUGUAAACUGAAAGAUUCAGAGAAGAAGAACUUGGAACUACUGUCAGAAAUCGAACAACUGAUAAAGGACACUGAAGAGCUUAGAUCUGAAAAGGGUAUAGAGCACCAAGACUCACAGCAUUCUUUCUUGGCAUUUUUGAAUACGCCUACCGAUGCUCUGGAUCAAUUUGAAGAUUCCUUUUCUUCUUCCUCAUCUUCACUGAUUGAUUUUUUGGAUGACCGCUCUCCAUCCUGUACUCCAGCUAGCAAAGGCAGACGUAUUGCAGACAGUACUCCUCUUCCAGUUCACACACCAACCUUACGGAAAAAAGGAUGUCCUGGUUCAACCGGCAUUCCCCCUAAGCGCAAGACUCAUCAGUUUUUUGUCAAAUCUUUCACUGUUCCUACCAAGUGUCACCAGUGUACAUCUUUGAUGGUGGGCUUGAUAAGACAGGGCUGUUCCUGUGAAGUGUGCGGAUUCUCUUGCCAUAUAACGUGUGUAAACAAAGCUCCCACCACUUGCCCAGUUCCUCCUGAACAGACAAAAGGUCCCCUUGGUAUAGAUCCACAGAAAGGAAUAGGAACAGCAUAUGAAGGUCAUGUGAGGAUCCCCAAGCCAGCUGGAGUGAAGAAAGGAUGGCAAAGAGCUUUGGCUGUGGUCUGUGACUUUAAACUAUUUCUGUACGAUAUCACGGAAGGAAAAGCAUCUCAACCCAGUGUUGUAGUCAGUCAGGUGAUUGACAUGAGGGAUGAGGAAUUUUCUGUGAGUUCUGUCUUGGCGUCUGAUGUUAUUCAUGCAGGACGAAAAGAUAUACCCUGUAUAUUUAGAGUCACAGGUUCCCAGCUCUCAGCAUCCAAUAACAAAUAUUCCAUCUUGAUGCUAGUGGAUAGUGAGAAUGAAAAGAGUAAGUGGGUGGGAGUGCUGAGUGAAUUGCACAAGAUUUUGAAGAAAAACAAAUUCAGAGACCGCUCAGUCUAUGUCCCCAAAGAGGCUUAUGACAGCACUCUACCACUCAUUAAGACAACCCAGGCGGCUGCAAUCAUAGAUCAUGAAAGGAUAGCCUUGGGAAAUGAAGAAGGGUUAUUUGUUGUACAUGUCACCAAAGAUGAAAUUAUUAGAGUUGGUGACAAUAAGAAGAUUCAUCAGAUUGAACUCAUUCCAAGUGAGCAACUUGUUGCUGUCAUCUCAGGACGAAAUCGUCACGUACGGCUUUUUCCUAUGUCCGCUUUGGAUGGGCGAGAGACUGAGUUUUAUAAGCUGGCGGAAACUAAAGGGUGUCAAACCAUCACUUCGGGAAAAGUGCACCAUGGAGCUCUUACAUGCUUGUGUGUAGCUAUGAAGAGACAGGUCCUCUGUUAUGAACUAUUUCAGAGCAAGACCCGACAUAGAAAAUUUAAGGAAACCCAAGUUCCAUAUAAUGUCCAGUGGAUGGCAGUCUUCAGUGAACAGCUCUGUGUGGGGUUCCAGUCCGGAUUUCUGAGAUACCCCUUGAGUGGAGAAGGAAAUCCCUGCAGUAUGCUCCAUUCAAAUGACCAUACACUAUCAUUUAUUGCACAUCAGCCCAUGGAUGCCAUCUGUGCAGUUGAGAUCUCCAGUAAAGAAUAUCUGCUGUGUUUUAACAGCAUUGGGAUAUACACUGACUGCCAGGGCCGAAGAUCAAGACAACAGGAGUUGAUGUGGCCAGCAAAUCCUUCUGCUUGUUGUUACAGCGCACCGUAUCUCUCAGUGUAUAGUGAAAAUGCAGUUGAUAUCUUUGAUGUGAACUCCAUGGAAUGGAUUCAGACUCUCCCGCUCAAAAAGGUUCGACCAUUAAAUAGUGACGGAUCAUUAAAUCUCUUAGGGUUGGAGACAAUUAGAUUAAUAUAUUUCAAGAAUAAGAUGGCAGAAGGGGAUGAACUGGUAGUUCCUGAGACAUCAGAUAACAGCCGGAAACAAAUGGUUAGGAAUAUUAAUAACAAGCGACGAUAUUCCUUCAGAGUCCCAGAAGAAGAAAGGAUGCAACAGAGGAGAGAGAUGCUACGAGAUCCAGAAAUGAGAAAUAAGUUAAUUUCUAACCCAACUAAUUUUAACCACAUAGCACACAUGGGUCCAGGAGAUGGAAUCCAGAUCCUAAAAGACCUGCCCAUGCCAGGUUUCCCUUAUCCAUCCCCUCAUCUUCACUCCGGUCUGAUCUCCUCUCCGAUCAACUUUGAGCACAUCUAUCACAUGACUGUUAAUUCUGCUGAAAAAUUUCUUUCUCCUGAUUCCAUAAACCCUGAUUAUUCCCCGUCUCUACGCUCUGUCCCCGGUACACCAAGCUUUAUGACUCUGAGGAACCCCAGGCCUCAGGAGAGUCGGGCAGUAUUCAGUGGCUCAGUCAGUAUUCCAUCGAUCACCAAAUCCCGCCCUGAACCCGGACGCUCCAUGAGCGCCAGCAGCGGCCUGUCAGCAAGGUCUUCUGCACAGAACGGCAGUGCUCUAAAGAGGGAAUUCUCUGGAGGAAGCUACAAUGCCAAGCGGCAGCCCAUGCCCUCACCGUCAGAGGGUUCUUUGUCUUCUGGAGGCAUGGACCAAGGAAGUGAUGCUCCCGUCAGGGACUUCGACGGAGAGGACUCUGACUCUCCAAGGCAUUCCACAGCUUCCAACAGCUCCAACCUGAGCAGCCCUCCCAGCCCAGUGUCACCCCGAAAGACCAAGAGCCUCUCUUUGGAGAGUGCCGACCACGGGAGCUGGGACCCAUGACCACUUCUGCUCUCAGACCAGAUGCCAGAUCAGCUUUCUCUCUCCACCCUGCUCCACUCCACUCCACUCCACUUCCCCCGCCCAUUCCCAUCUUUCCCGCCACCUUGCUGCCUGGAAACACCCAGGGCAGGCCGUCGUGGCAGGUCGGGGUAUUGGGAAUUCUGACAACAUGAUCUACAGACCCACAGAGCCCCUCCACUAGACAGCAACAACCAUACAGAGACAGACUCAUUGAGCAGCUUAGAUUAAUACUGAGUUCAUUUCAUACACUUAGAGUUGCUUUCCCAUGAUACUCUGCCCCUGCCCCCAGAAGAUAGCCUCCGUAGACAGAUUACACAAGUGCAAGCGAUAAGAGUAAGUGUAGACUGUUUUCACAUAGUCUCAUUAUAGCACACGGUUCCCAGAUGGUCCUGGAGUGACACCGCUAGCUUCAUCCAGCACCCACAGUGAAUGUCAACCUGAUCUGAUCAUUGCCAGUGAAUCCUUAUUAACUAAAACAAUACAUAUUUUACUACAAUACAGAGUUCAAGUAAAUGCACAAACUGUAGAGGUUAAAUACUGAAUGUAUAUAGUAAAAGAAGAAGCAUCUUGUAUUCAACGAAAGAUGGAAGCAUAUAUAAGAGAGAUCAUUUAAUUUAAAGAAAUGUGUUGUUUUGUGUCUGUUUUCCAGCUAAGUAAUUUAAAGAGUGAACAACCUCAACCUGCCAUGUAGACAAGGAAAACAGAACAGUUCCCCUUAGUGCCAUGUUGUCAGACUGGUUCCAGGCUUUUUAUUGCCCUGGGAAGUGGUCUUUGGAGCCCCCUGGAGAUAAGCUUCAGGGCUUGCAAGUGGGGCCUGAGUACCAGAAUGUUCACACCUGAAGCCUCUGCAGCAUCACCAAAAGGCAAACUCAUUUCUGUCCUAGACAUUUCUUUUACUGAGUUGAAUUUGAAUAGGCUUUUUAUUUUUUGGAUUUUGUUACCUUCUGCAGAUCAUAGAAAUUCAAUUAAGUCCUCUCUCUCUCUCUCUCUCUCUCUCGGCACUUUUUUUUUUUCUUCUUCUUUCUCAAGGGACUUAAGGGAUGUCAUGUCUUCUGGAUGUCCAUAGUAAGACUGGUAAAAGUAUCCAUCCGACCAUCCAGUUAUCACCUUCCCUCCCCCAGGCUAAACCCAUCCCACCCUGAUUUCAGUGAGGUGUCUGUUCCUCCAGCCAGGCUGGCUUUUCAGGAAAGAUCCUGAUUUUGAAUCUGAGUGUGAGUGUCCUUGGGUCAACCUGAGAGCAGGGCCUUUGCUUACCAAAUAAUACGAAACCCCAAAUGCAAGGACUUGAACAGCCUUAACCGAAUACUCUCUUCCCACACCCAGUAGAAACUGGACAUGUUCAGCCUCAGUGUGCAGACAGGAAGUUAGUACAGCAGGACUUUGGGCCCAGAAAACUCUCUUGGCACAGCUGCUCUAUUGUGUUCCAAGUUGCAUUCGUCACCUGAAUUCCAGCUGUUUUAAUUAGCACAAGGAAAUGAGAUGCAGAGCCAGAAGAAACUUUAUUUCCCCUGAGUCAUUUCACCAGUUAAGCACCUGUGUGUAGAGGAGGAGACAGGAAUAAAAUCAUCUGAUGGAAGUAAAGAGAAUCUGCCUCUCCUUUGACUUUUCAACUAAGUUUUGCUGAGACAGAAAGUGUUUCCUCCUCUUUAAAAUUCAGCUAAAAUAGAAGUGUCUGCAAGUAGUUGCUGAUCUGAACCAGUGCUGGGGGCCCGUCUGAAUCCCCAGACCUGCACCUUGAGUCCUAGCAGUGGUCCCAGCAUGAUUCACUGGACAGCUCUAAUCUCCUAAAUCUUUUGGGUGGGGGGGGGGAAGUGCCAUGGGAAAGGACAUUUGUGCAUCAAGAUUUCCAGGUUCAACCCUUGACGUCAGUGGUUGUUCCUUAGAGAAAGAGGCAGCUGGGAUGCUUCCUCCCCUCUUCCUGGCCCUCCUUCCUUCCUCCUUCCUCCUCACUUCUUUCCUAGUCCUUCACCUGGUCCUCUUUUUUCUUACUAGGCUGGGAAGGAAAGAGCCCAUACUGCGGCCUCUACACUAAGCCGUGAAUUCAGAGAAUUGACAGCCAGUGUGAAUUUCUUUGAUGUAGCUGCUUAUUUUUUAUGGUUAUUUUUAGAAUGGAAAUCUGAUCCUUGCUGAAGUCUAGGUCCCAGGGAAGUGUUGCCUCACAGCCUCCCAACAGGCAGAUGAGAGUUUGUGGCAGGCAGCGCACGCAUAGUAGUCCAGUGGAUCACAGUGCAGGCUCUGGGCUUCCAGGGUAGUCCCAGUUGUUCUUACCAGUCCCCAUGAGCAGGCCCAAAGAUGAGCAGAAUCUACAAAAAGGACUUUGGGGAGAAGUAGUGGCAAGGGUGAUGGAGGCAUGGUGGGGGUGGGGAGGUUUCUCAAGAUAAUGAUAUUAAAUAGUCAGCCCUUAAAUAGAAACGUGUGUGGAAGCUCAUUUGAAAAGAGAGGGGAAGUGCUCCAGGGAGAAGGAGCAUCAGGAUCACUUCAGUCAGCAACAGAAAUCAGGAAAAAGGUGUUUCCAUCUGAAGUCAUCCUUAGUUUCCAUGCUCAGCAUGUGUAAGGCAGAUGGCAACAGAGGGCGUUGCCCCGCUCAGUAGAAAGGAACGAGGCACUUGUGGAUAGUCACCUUGUUGGCCUUUGGUGCUAUCUGUGUCCAGCUGGUUUGUUCUCAAAUUCUAAUGUACUUUUGUCCUGUGCUUUGGAUAUAUAUACAUGAGCUCUAUACCCAAAGGAAAAAUGCCUAUGUGCUCUUUUUGCCAAAAACAAACCCCCCCUUGUCAAAUGAUUACUAAAGCCCAGUUCAUUUCUUUAGGUGUGUGUGUACACACAUACACAAACACACACACCCUCAAAUGCAGUAUUCGUAUUCAUUCCUGGGGAGUACAGAUUGAAGGCAAUUAGAUCCAUCUCAAAAGGGGGCUCUUCUGUUUGUUUUUAUGAAGUAAUUCCUGUACCCCACCUCCAGGGGGCAAGUCUGAAGUUUUGGUUAACAUGGACAGCAGCAAUCUGGCAACCCCCACUGGCCCUUGGGCUCUGCCCCCCACACAAUUUGAAUCAUGUCAUUCGGGGACAUGGUGGUCACAUCUGCUUCUGUGAAAGACCUGUUGUGUUUCUCUGGACUCUCAGGCAUUGUUAAAGAAAAGCCAGAGCUGGGGCAGCCUGACACCCCCUCACCCCAAGGACUGCAGGGACUUUUGCCUUGCUUCAGUGAUGACACAUGGCAUUGUCCCAACUCUGGGAGCCCUGGGGCGUUCACAUCCACUGUCUCUAGAUAGAUGGCUCUCGUGGCCGCAGUCAGUCUUGGCUGAUGCAGAAGCUCAGGGCAUUUCACACGGCCCCUUCCCCCCAGGCCCAGGCCCUAAACUAGAUUCACCACAUGGCACUUCACUGCACCCUCCUUGGUCCACCUUCCAUAUUCCAACUUUAACUGUUACCCACAUCCAGAGUUCCCUGCAGAGUCCUGCUCCAUGAGGACCGAGCUCCAGUUAGGCUCUGACUCAGAUCCCAGCAGUGGCCUGGCCCGCAGCCACACUGCACCUGCUUGGCAGGGAUGAGCAUCACACACAGGAAACCAUUUGACUUGGGAGGGGGUGAUCAACUAGAAAAAAAAUCAACUUUGGAAUCUUAUGAAACAAAGGCACCCACCAUUUUCAUUUAAUAGUGUACCAUCAUUUUAUUUUAUACGAUUUUUUAGGAUUUUUCUCAUUGUAAUAUUAUUGUACAGUUUUGCAUGGCCUAGGUGUAAUCAUUUUUUGUUUGUUUGUUUAGAAUAUAAUACUGACAGAUAUGUGUGUGUGGACGGGGAAAAGAUAAUGCUUUGGCCUCUCCUCACUCCUUAUUUCAUUUUGUUUGGUUUAUGCCCUCAGUGUCUUAGGGAACUUUUUCAGAGACCCUCUGCUACCAAACAAUGAUGUGGAUUCUUUUGCACAGAAAUAUUUAAGGUGGGGUAGUCAAAACUAUAGCAAAAGGCUCCUCACCAAUAUUUUAUGUUGUUAUCACUUAAUAUUAAUCAGACUUUGAUGUAUUGCAAUAAAACAGGGAACUGUUAGAAUUGA